GGGAAUACAGGGAAAAGGACAACUUUAUCUGGAGCGGACAUACAAUCUCAGCUAGAAAACCUUACCCCACCCUCCUCUGGGCGACGUGUCCACGAUUGGCUACUGUAGGACUAGUGGUUUAAAAUACAGUUUUGCUGGCGGCUUGUCAAUUAGCAGAGUCUCGUCGUCAGGGGACCUGGUGUUAAGUGAAGAACCGAUUGUUUCGUCUCUUUAGAAAUGGCUUGUUAGUGCAGAUGAGUUGUUAGAUUAGCUGUGCGGCGAUAAUGGCAACUGUUAAAAAAGAUGACAGAUUGACCAAUACUCAGGGGUUUCUCUGCGUUGGCUUUGCUGGUAUUUUCAGCAAAACGGUUACUUCUCCUUUGGAAGUUAUAAAGAUAUUAAGUCAGGUGGGAACAUUUCACAGUAAACGCGGCUUUCUUGAGAGCUUUGCACUGAUCUACAGAACCGAGGGCCUGCAAGCGUUUUGGAAGGGAAAUGUUGUGUCCUGUCUUCGACUGUUUCCUUACAGUGCAAUUCAUCUGGCAACUUACAAACAGAUUGUUCACCAGCACAUGAAUGACUUUGGCUACAUAUCCCAGUGGCAAGCCAUAGUGGCGGGGGGCCUGGCAGGGAUAACGGCUGCUCUCGCCACAUACCCGCUGGAGGUCGUGGAAACGCGCCUCAUCUCCCAGAACUGCCGGGAGCCGACGUACAGGGGCGUGCUGCAUACCAUCUCGCACAUCUACCACACAGAGGGCCUCCUUUCUCUCUACAGGGGCUUCUCUCUCACCGUCAUUGGUGCAGUUCCGUUCUCCGUUGGCUGCUAUGCGGUGUACAUCAACCUGGAUAAGAUCUGGAAGGAGCCCCACUCCCGAUUCUCCUCCCUGCAGAACUUCAUCAACGGUUGCCUAGCUGCAGGAGUGGCCCAGUCGCUGUCUUUCCCUUUUGAGAUGGUCAAGAGGAAAAUGCAGGCUCAGAGUGCUCACCUGCCACACUGCGGUGGAGUCGACGUCCACUUCAACGGAAUGGUGGAUUGUUUCAGGCAGGUCAUCAAAACCAAGGGCGUCCUAACCUUGUGGAGCGGCCUAACAGCCAACAUGGUGAAGAUUGUUCCUUACUUCGGCCUGCUGUUCACAUGCUUUGAGAUGUGCAAGCAGGUCUGCCUGUACCGUAACGGCUACAUCGUGUCACCGCUGAGCUACAAGCUGAAACCUGGCGUCGACCAGAGCAUGGGCCCCUCUGAGUUGCAGGAGGUCCGUCGCUAUCUCAGGAACCGGAAGUUUCACUCACAGAACUCUUCCAUGGGAAACCAGUGGUGAACUCAAACCCGGCCUGCAGGGGUGCACUGUAGGCUUGGUGUGGAACGUUGUGGAGACAUGAAUUUGUGCACAAAGUUGUGCAGGGGUCCCUAUUGUCACCUUUGUGUUUGUGAAACGGUGGUGGGGACAAGUUGUGGUGAUCUCAUGUCUCCACCGUCCACACCAUAAACUAUGCCCAUGCCAGCCCGGAAACCUCAAGCACACACCUCAAGGCUCCUGCUGCACCAUCUUCCAUAGACUUUGUCUUGAAUUUUUUGAAAUGCAGAAUUAUUCUGCAGUUAUUCUGAUACUUUGGAGGAAUUUCUGCUGUGUGUCUGGGUUGGUUUUACUGCCUAGAACGGCAAUUUGUUUUACAAGAGAUCUUGUAUGCAUUAUCUUGUAGUAUUCUCCACCAGCAAUACUGUACAUGGCGUGAAGAAUUUGCACAAGCUGAAGGCCGAAAAAUACCUCAACACUGAUGCAUGUCAGAGUGAUAAAAGAAGUCAGUUAACAAAACAAAACAUUCACACGUCUCAGUGUAGCUGGCAGUUGGAUUUUGUUGGUCUCUAAGAAAACAAUCGAAAGGCAAUAUAUAAAAUACAAUCUUCAUUUGAUUUAUAUAUAAUGAAUGUGAUCAGUGUUAUCUCCUCAGUAUCCAUGAGGUUUUUAUCAUAUCACUGAAAGAAGUGCCUUGACGUGCUAUUUGUCCACUCUGUUUUCUAUUUCAUGGCAUUCUCACCAAUAUAGUGUUGCCUCCUCAAUCAUCCAUUGUUACGUUUUAGCCUAAUCAUGAAAAAAUUGAUCUAUAAAAACCUACACGGUCACCUGUACCUGUAGGCUGUAGCGCUCCACCAGAUCAAGUGUAAAUCAAUUACAGAUUGUGCUGCUAAAAUGAUGAUAUUAAAGGACUCAAGGUCCCCAUCACUAAACCAAUUUGCAGUAAUUGUGCAGUGUUCCACUCCAUGAGGAAGUCGUGACUUGAAAUAUGUGUCAGAUAUUUGUUAUAAAUGUUUUCCAUGCUGCAUAUGGUAACCUUUGUUUUCUCUAACUUAUUUGUAUGAAUGUGUCCGUAAUUUCAUUUGCAUUCAAUCAGGACAAUUGUCAACUGGUGAAUGUAUCAUAAAUAAAACAUUUUAAAGUCA
Molecule: messenger RNA, 2419 nt
Organism: Engraulis encrasicolus (European anchovy)
Lineage: Eukaryota; Metazoa; Chordata; Actinopteri; Clupeiformes; Engraulidae
Gene: slc25a43
Product: solute carrier family 25 member 43
Exons: 5
Coding region: 264-1298 (344 amino acids)
Biological process (GO): transmembrane transport
Source: RefSeq, a predicted model, not a curated record